AUGGAGAGAUACAAAUUCAAACUGUGGGGACUGCCAAGGUUGGUCUCAGAUCACUGCCCUAUAGUACUCAAGGAAGAUGAGAGGGAUUGGGGCCCCACACCCUUUAAAUUUUUGAAUGCUUGGUUUCUACAUCAAAAUUUUGCAUCUUUUGUGGAGAAUGCAUGGAAGGAUCUUCAGUUUCAAGGGGAUGUGGGAUACAUUCUGCAUAGUAAAUUGAAGGCUCUUAAGAUGGCAUUAAAGCAGUGGAAUAGGGAGAUCUAUGGUAACACUGCUACUCAACUCCAAACAGUAGAAGAUCAGCUUAAUAGAUUGGACCUUAGGGCAGAAUUAAGACCUCUAGAGGAUGCUGAAAUCAAACAAAGAAGAGAGGAUACGAAUGAAAUGUGGAGAUUGAGUAGGAUGUUGGAAUGGGCUUGGUUGCAAAAGUCAAGGUUAGAUUGGAAUAUGAAAGGGGACAUGAACGCAAGGUACUUUCAUGUCAUGGCUACUAGUAGACAAAAUAGGAAUGCCCUCAAUUCCAUUGCUGUUGGAGAUAGGGUGCUUGAGGAACCAUUCCUGGUCAAGAAUGAGAAACAGUGGGAGGUGCUUAAAGAUGAUGUAAUGCUCUUUAUGGCAGAUUUCCACAAUAAGGGCAGGUUGGCCAGUGGGUUGAAUAGUUCUUUCAUUACACUUAUUCCAAAGAAAGUGAAUGCAGCUAAUCUGAAUGAUUAUAGGCCAAUCAGCCUAAUUGGGUCAGCCUAUAAAAUACUCACCAAGGUCCUAGCAAGUAGACUUAAAAAGGUAAUGCCAACUGUAAUUGGUGAAGCUCAAUUAGCUUUCUUGGGAGGAAGGAACAUACUUGAUGGAGUAUUGAUUGCGAAUGAAAUUGUGGAUGGGUGGAAAAAAAACCAAGAGAAGAGGGUUAUUGUUCAAAAUCGACUUUGA
Messenger RNA from Camellia sinensis, 924 nucleotides. NCBI's taxonomy places the organism in Eukaryota, Viridiplantae, Streptophyta, Magnoliopsida, Ericales, Theaceae. The record is from RefSeq and is a predicted model, not a curated record.